Messenger RNA from Leptosia nina, 273 nucleotides. NCBI's taxonomy places the organism in Eukaryota, Metazoa, Arthropoda, Insecta, Lepidoptera, Pieridae. The record is from the annotation of a GenBank genome assembly.
AUGAAUGAAGUGAAAAAGUUCAAGGAAAUGUUUGCUACGGGUAUCCGAUUUCCAUAUGAAAUCUCGGCGCGGACGCAGCGAGAAUUCGAAACGUCAAAUACAAAGAAACGUCAAAUUCAAAUUCCGAAUGUCAUGCCGCCGUUAGAAAUUCGGCCAAUAAUGAUAGCAGUGGAAUCGCACUGUCGUGAGUCAACGGCCGGUGAAAUGAUUCGACGGUUCGUUCACCUUUCACCCAAUUUGCCUAAAAGCACCUCGACCAUGAACGGAUGGUAA